Molecule: messenger RNA, 4358 nt
Organism: Gordionus sp. m RMFG-2023
Lineage: Eukaryota; Metazoa; Nematomorpha; Gordioida; Chordodea; Parachordodidae
Exons: 18
Coding region: 26-4276 (1416 amino acids)
Source: RefSeq, a predicted model, not a curated record
GUAACACCAAUGACAUAUAAAACUGAUGCCCAAUUUCUUAGAUCUUGAUUACUAUGAUUUGCUUUUACGAGAAUUUAAUAAAUAUUCAAAUUUAUAUAUAAAUUCAACAAAUUUCAAAAUGCCAACCUCAGUUAAUUCUGACUCAUUUUUAUCAAAAUGUAUCAGUGCACAAAGGGUAUUUAUAUCUGAUGUAAAAUUGAGCCUUGUUGAAGAAUUUAACAAAAAACUGAAGAAUGUGGAGCCACAGUUAGAAGGUUUAAAUGGUAUUUUAUCACAAUCUCAACUAUCUAUUCCAAGUUCAUCACAAGAAUCAAAAGUUUUCCAAAUUUCAUCAUUAAUCCAUGAAAAAUUUGAUUACUGUGACAAUGCUGAUGAUAUGCAUCCUGCUAUUUUGCCUGAUUAUAAUAUCCUACCAAACAACAAAUAUGAUCCUUUGACAUUUUACAAAAGAACACAAUUAAGUGAAUUGUUGCGGACACAAACUGUCUUUGAUCCCUUGUCAACAUGCACUAGACAAUCGUUUGAACAAAAAUAUAUAGACCAACACCUUCCUUAUAAUACAUCCGAAAAUUUUAAACCGUUUAGAAGUUGUAAAAAACCGAAAAAGAUUAAAAUAAAUUUAACGGAUCAAGAAAACUUCGAUGGCUUAAAGAUGGUCGAUGAAACAAUCGUUCAUCAUUGCGCGAUCGAACAUUUCGAUAUCGACAAAAAAUUGGCUAAAAAUAUCGGUUCGCCUCUCAAAUUGUUAGAUGACGAUUCGCUCGUAUUUUCGAGUCACGUGAAAAAUUUUCACCCCCGUCUGAACAACUAUUUUACGGAUCACGGAAAUGAGGAUAGCGAUGACGAUAUGCGCGUUAAAUAUAGGCUUGGCCUUAAAAAACGCAUAAAAUGGGAUCUACCGAAUAACGGCGAAUCGAAUAUUUCCAAGACAGGUGAUAGCGAAUCUCGUUUCGAUUUCGAAUCUUUUAUGAUCGAAGAACCUCUGUUUAACGCUUCCCCCCGAUCCGACAUUUCAAAAUACGCUUACGGUCGACAUUUAAAUGGCGAAAUUAAACGAGUAGGACCCUACUAUACGAAAUCCGACGCUUACUCCGGUUGUAAGAACUUUCUAAUCACUACCGCGUACCCAUUAUUUCGUUACGAUAGCCGUUCUUCUGUAUCCCAAAUUUACACGGCGGAAUUGAUGUGGUGGAAGCGGUCACCGUCAAAUAAAACGGACGCCCGGAACGUUAGCGAAUCGUAUUUACGACCCAUAGGCCCUUGCAGACUACUCAAAUUCGUGACCCCCCAGGGCAAAUCGAACAUCGAGGAAGCGAUUUCCUAUUACGCCGCCUCUAGAUGUAACAAGAUUUUGAAUCAUCGCACUUUGCCUCGAGAUGCGAUCGCGUUUUUGCCUUUUGUCAUAGCGAAGAAAUUUGCCGAGUCUCUCAUUCAAUCCAACACGAAGAAGAGAUUCUUGGCUAGACCUUCCAUCAAUAGACUAUUCAUAUUGCGUAGCUUGCAUACUAUCUUUCAAGAUAUCGGGUGGUCAGAUAUGUUUGUUAACGAUGGAGAUAACGAAGACAUUUCGAAAUAUUUUGAUAUCGUUGAAGCUAGUUUAAUGGAACAAGACGCCUCAUUACCCGAUAACGCAGAUCGCCAUCAAAGCCCAUUAAAAAGUGAAUUCUUGGAAAUGGACGCUGCAUUGUUAUUGGUUUUAAGUUCGAUUGAUAUCCAUAGGGAAAUGUUGUAUAAAUCCUUCUCCAAUAUCGCGGCCUCUCUGUGCGUCGAUUCAUUCUAUCAAGAACUCGCUGGAAUUGACGAACUGUGCCAGUACGGCUACUCUAACGACUCGUGGGACGUCUUUCAAUCCAACUUUAAACGUAUUCUCGUGAACUCACUACGCCCUGCCAUGGACAAGAGUGGUUGCCAGAUUGAAAUUGACGCUUUGAUGUCGAAAAAUCCUCACUUAAGACCCUUAUCCACCUUCAUGCACUUUUUGUAUCAAAUGUCUAUCUUGUACCAUCUUGCUCUUGACUACAACUAUGUAUGCCUUUUUUCCGCUCUAAAUCUAGUGUUAAAUUCUACCAAUCAGCGCGUUAAAAAUCUCAAUUCUGAUACGCUUGUCGUUAUCGACGAAGUUAUUUUACCCGAAAAUAAAAUUGGCACGUCAAAUGGGAAUGUCACUCCCCUUAACGACUCAGAUGACGUUAAUUUUGACUCUCGCAUCCUUGCCGAAGAAAAUCAAGAUAUUAUUAACGAUAAACUAUUUGUCGAAUGGCUAAAUUAUAAUUCCAAUCCGCCAGUCCCGUUUAGAUGCGACAUUGGCAAAGAUGGCGGCUUGUUUGCCAAAUUCGAAUUAAGUUUACUAAAGACAAUUCUCGAAUCUUUAUCACUUUUGAGCUCCAAGAUCGAGCAUCUUAUUUAUGACGGAAAUAGUAAUACUCCCUUAAGGUGUAAUAACAUACGGCCUAACAAUAAACGCAAGCAUUUUGAUGUAUUAGAGCCUAAUAUCGACGAAUCCGUGAUGUCGCAUCCUAAGACUACGGCCCUAUCCCGAAUCAUUUUAAAUAAUUGGUGCAACCAAACGCCGCGUACAAGAUUACGGGAUUCGAACGAAGGCGCAUCAUUUUUGCCGCCAAGGGAUCACAAAUAUUUUAUAAUUGUCGCCAACAUUUUUAAACCCGAAAAUAAUGAUCUCUCAGGGAAUGCCGAGAAUUUAUUCGACACGAUCGCGAGCAAAACUUACGACGAGUUAAUCCAGUCAAUGAAACAAUUUAUGGUGACCCAACUUGGUCUAAAAGUCGAAAUUUUGAAGGAGCUGGUUUGGGAUCAGAUGGGUUUGGGACACCUUAAAUUAUUGCUCAAAAAUAUUGACGUCAUCAUAAUGACUAAAGAAAUUCGCAGACCAAUGAAAUUAUCCGCUUUCGGGGAAUUGAAAGACGCCUACCGUCUCACCGUAAUACAUUAUAACUCUGACGUUUCCGACAUUUCAAGUCCCUUCCCGUCACGAGAUGAUGAUGAUGCGUCGAUACACCUACGAUUUAAUCGUCGGGAGGAGACCUCAUAUCAAUACAAACAAAAAGCCAGUUCUCACAAACCAACAUCCCAUUCUGCAUUGGCCCCUUUGACAGAUGUCGAUGAUUGCGUUUUCAACUCUGUCCUCAUUGUCAAGACUGAGUUCCACCAACACGAAGAUUUUCAAAUACCACAUUCGCCGAUGAAUGAUGCGAAGAAUAGCCUCACCCACCGCGAUAAUUCGGGGGUCACCUUGAUCAACAGAAAUUAUCGUAAAAUUUUUAAUCGAAUCGUCAAUGGGUAUUCUAAAAAUGUUCGCUAUUUCGCCGAUAUAAUAGUGAACUGUCACACCUGCGUUUGCAGGGUGGAUUUGCUCAGUUUGGGGAACGAAAACACAUUUUCGGUUACGGUGAAAACAUUGAUAGCCCUAAGUUUGAAAUAUCGAGAUAUUUGGAUAUUCCUGGAAUCUAAUCGACAGGGCAACAACGAUUGUUACCCGAUGAAAGGCAUAAUUCCUUACCUUGUAGCUAAGUUGAAAGCCCUAACUAUUUUAAUUCGCGAUACCUCGGCUUCAUAUUUAAAUCAACUGAUUUCGCCUGAUUUAACCGCGACUACCCGCCCAAAGUUGAAUGAUCACUUUACCACUCGUUUUAGAUUUGUGGACGUAUCCAGUCCGGUCGAAUUUGGGGAAUGGAUUGAUUUCGUGACAGAAAAAGCCCGCGAAAUGAACGAAAUUUCAUGUCCGGAACAAACGCUCAUCAAUUACUUGCCGGAUGACAGGGAAUCCUUUUCGUUAGCGUCACCAACCUUAAACUCUAUGCUCAUUCAGAUGUUAUUAACAAGAAUGUCAUCCAAAGGUAUAUGCAAUAUCGAUUUUAACCUUAUUUUGAGAUCCAUGAUGCGGGAUUUGGAGGAUUUUAAAGACGAUCCUUUUCAAUCCCUAGAAAAAUUUGCCGAAUCUGACAUCUACAGUCAACUACUAGAACUAGUCAAGCAUUGUGCCAAGCCACUUUUAGGCUUAGCUCUUUUUAACAUUCACCGUUCGACUAUAUUUGAUAUCGCGAAUGCCUCUUCCACCUCGCCAACUCUGUCUUCGAGAUCGUUAACAUACGCCGAAAACACUAGUCACGAUUUUGCGAUGACAUUUAAAGAGGACGGACGUGAUAUGAAUGAUGGAUCUGAACCUUUUACAUUUGAUAACUCCGUGAAAGAUACGGAAGAGUUUAUCGACAAGGAAGAGGAAGCGCCAUUUGUUUUUGAUAUCAUCAAUAUUGAAUGACAAUAUAAUCUUUUUCAUUUGUUAAAAAUUGUUGAGAGGAUGGUAGUUAUGUGAUUUUUGCAAAUCAUAGAAUAUAUUUCAA